CGCCGCCGCAGAGCAAUUCGCGUCCCGGAAGCGGCGACAGCGGGGAAGGCGGAGGAGGCUCUUCGGUUUGCGACUUCAGAGAGGCCUUUGAAAGAGGCGCGUCCUCGGGGUGGGGCGGUCCUGAGGAAACGCUCCGGGGUCUAGUGGCCCUUCCAGGGCUCCCUGGCCGUCCCCGCCCCUCCCCCACCAACCCAGCGACCGGGAUGCAGACAUCAGAGCGUGAGGGGAGUGGGCCAGAGGUGAGCCCCAGCGUGAUGCCUGAGGUUCCCCUGGAGUCUCCACCUGCCCCUACCAAGUCCCCGGCAUUUGAUCUUUUCAACUUGGUUCUGUCCUACAAGAGGCUGGAGAUCUACCUGGAACCCCUGAAGGAUGCAGGUGACGGUGUCCGGUACUUGCUCAGGUGGCAGAUGCCUUUGUGUUCCUUGCUGACCUGCCUGGGCCUCAACAUCUUGUUCCUCACUUUGAAUGAGGGUGCAUGGUACUCGGUGGGUGCGCUGAUGAUUUCAGUGCCUGCCCUUCUGGGCUACCUUCAGGAGGUUUGCCGGCCACGGCUGCCUGAGUCUGAGUUGAUGCGGAGGAAGUAUCACAGCGUGAGGCAGGAGGACCUCCAGAAAGUUCACCUGUCUCGCCCCGAGGCUGUGGCUGAGGUGAAGAGCUUCCUGAUCCAGCUGGAGGCCUUCCUGAGCUGCCUGUGCCGCACCUGUGAAGCUGUCUACCGCGUGCUGCGUUGGGAGAACCCCGCCACAUCCUCGCAGUUCUAUGGGGCUCUUCUGGGCACGGUUUGCGUGCUGUAUCUGCUGCCCCUGUGCUGGGUCCUUGCCCUUUUAAACAGCACGCUCUUUCUGGGGAACGUGGAGUUCUUCCGAGCUUCUAAAGCCGUGAGGCAAUCUGGAGAGGCCCUGAGCCACAGAAACCUGGGCUUCUACAUAUGUUUGGUGGUGUCUGAGUACAGGGUAUGUCUGCAGCGGCGGCUGCAGCCCAAGCAGAAAGACAGCGUCUUUGAGAGCGCACCACCGCUGGAGGCUGAGGGGACGUCUGCUCUGCCGGACUGCACGCCCGCACCCACGCCCACAGAGGACCUCACGCCUGGCAGUGUGGAGGAGGCCGAGGAGGCUGAGCCCGAUGAGGAGUUUAAAGAUGCGAUUGAGGAGACACACUUGGUGGUGCUGGAGGAUGAUGAAGGUGCCCCGUGCCCAGCAGAAGAUGAACUGGUUCUGCAGGACAACGGGUUCCUGAGCAAGAAUGAGGUGCUGCGUAGCAAGGUGUCACGGCUCACAGAGCGGCUCCGCAAACGCUACCCUACCAACAACUUUGGGAACUGUACGGGCUGCUCGGCCACCUUCUCAGUGCUGAAGAAGAGGCGGAGCUGCAGUAACUGUGGAAACAGCUUCUGCUCUCGGUGCUGCUCCUUCAAGGUGCCCAAGUCCUCCAUGGGGGCCACAGCCCCCGAAGCCCAGAGAGAGACUGUAUUUGUGUGUGCCUCGUGUAACCAGACCUUGAGCAAGUGAGAAGAGGGGCUGGGGUCCAAAGUGGGCGUCGGUCCUUGGGGCCAGCAGCAGGCCUCACUUUCCUGUCCCUAGCCCCUUGUGGUGUGUGCUGGGCAAAUGUGGCCUGAACGCUCGGUAGGCUUCCCCUUCCUAUCCUUGCUGUCUCCAGCUGGGGGGGUUCUGGAGCUGCUCCCCUCUCUUGCGGGUGGCUAGUAAGUGGCAGUUCUCAAAACCCAGAGGGAAGAGGAGCCCCUGGAGGGUCUGGCAGGUUUGCCCUCCUCUGCCCUGGGCUGAAAUUAGUGGACUCAGAGCUGGGCAGGGAAUAUAAACUAGAGGGCAGUAGUGAGCUAGGCCUGGUCUCUGUAGGGAUCUCUGAGCAUCAGGGUGUCUCUCCACACACCUCACAAUUCUAGGAGACCACAGAUCAGAGACUGGGAGAAGAGAUUCUUCCUUUGCUGGUUCCUGGGCCAGCCCCUUGGCCUCUGAGAGCCUUCAGAAGGGCUUGGGCAUGGCAUAACCCAGCUCUGCUGCUUCAGGCAUCAGCAUCUCAUUGUUUCUCCACCAGAGGGUGUGGCCAGAGCUAACAAGACCAAAAGUCCUAGAUCAGGGUUGAAGUUUCCAUGUUCUCCCAGAGGACGGCGUGUUUAGAAGGGCCUGUCAGAGUCCUUUAGUAUUAAAUGGAGCAAAACAUAGGGAGCCCCAGCAGCUCAAAGGACAUCAGGCUCACCUUGCAGAAACUUUGACUUGCAGAAUCUCAGCCCACAUAUUACCCUGGUGACAGUCUCCCUGGGUAGAUGCCAGGCAUUCAGAUCACUCUUACUCCUCCUGUUCAGAGCCACAGGCACCCCUCCUCUGGCCCAGAGCUGUGUUCCCCCUCCCUGGCCCCUUGUCCCAUGGAGUGUGAGACAGGCGAGCAGAGUAGAGGUCCUGAAGCCCUUGACCCUUGGGGGCCUGGGAAAUGUAGGAUCUCUCCGGGCUGGGUCCUAGAUUCUGGUGCUCUUCCUCAGCAGGACAGUCUAACUUAAGGGUUAAGGCCAUGGAGGUCCCCAUCCUCUCUUCAAUAAUUGUAUGUUCACUCUGGACUCUUAGGGCACCAGUGUCUCUUCCUAAGCCUUGAGCGGGCUCAGGCACCCUUUCUCUCCCCUGGAGCUACCCUGCCUUUUUGAAGUAUUUAUUUAUUUAUUGCAUGGUUCCUGGGAACAUGUGGCACAAGGAGUGGGAUGGAGACAGUGGGGGGCUUCUCCUGCUCCAGGAUGCUUCCCUGGAGUCAUGGGCUGGCGGGGACCCAGGACCCAUAGGAGGCUGAGCAGGGAUCCGAGGAGGCAAGCUGGGGAGACAAGGCCAUCCUGGGCCAGCUUUCUGGGGCUAGUUAGGGCUCGGCAGCCAGGGGCCUGCAACAGGCCAGGGAGGUUCAAGUCCCUGGGGAACCAGGCAGGCCUCGGGCUCCUUUGUUAAGAGAUGAGAGUUAAGUACCCUGUGCUUUAUUUACACUGGAGAGGAAUGAAAAGGAUCUCUGUGUAUAUGGAGAAUUGUCAAUAAAAAGGCCCUCAAGCUUCUGA
This is a messenger RNA of Leptonychotes weddellii (Weddell seal), 3046 nucleotides long. NCBI's taxonomy places the organism in Eukaryota, Metazoa, Chordata, Mammalia, Carnivora, Phocidae. The record is from RefSeq and is a predicted model, not a curated record.